AUGAUCUCUCUUAACCUCACCACCCUCGCCCUCUGCCUCGUCCUGCCUGCCCUCGCUACCAGCCAUGUCCGCCGCGACGACUGCGCCGGCUUCGCCACGGGCGCCAGCCUAGGCGAUACCUGCGAAUCGUUUGCCGACAACUGGCAUAUCUCGCUUGACACGCUCAAGGAGCUGAAUCCCGGCCUUGACUGCGAUGAUUUCGAUGACCAGGGGUUGUACUGCAUUAAUGAGGGGGAUGAGGCGAGCUCUUCUUCUGUUACCUCUGCCUCUACCUCUACCUCCACCUCUGCCUCUGCCUCUACUUCCACCGCGGCGUCGACCUCUGCUUCGAAUGCUACUUCGACUACGGGUGCUACCUCUACGCCUACGUCUGAUGAGGAGGAUGCCGAGCCGACGAACGGGGCUCAGAUGCAGGCUCCUGGGUUCUUUGGUGUUGCGGUUGGGUCUCUGCUCUGGCUUUUGGUGGCUUAG
Aspergillus puulaauensis is the source of this 471-nucleotide messenger RNA. RefSeq names its product LysM peptidoglycan-binding domain-containing protein. The record is from RefSeq and is a predicted model, not a curated record. The transcript has a single exon. NCBI's taxonomy places the organism in Eukaryota, Fungi, Ascomycota, Eurotiomycetes, Eurotiales, Aspergillaceae. Bases 1 to 471 code for a protein of 156 amino acids.